AUGAGUCUGCUGAGGCCCAGCGGGCUGAAGGCCCCCACCAAGAUCCUCAAGCAUGGGAGCUGGGCCCUGAAGGUGCCCUCGGCCGCGGCUGCUCCCGUUGAGAAGUCCGUGCCUGGGGAGAAAACCCCCAGCGCCCCCUCCUCGGAGACGCAGGAGGAGUUUGUGGACGACUUCCAGGUCGGGGAACGAGUCUGGGUGAAGGGGAACAAGCCUGGAUUCAUCCAGUUCCUCGGGGAGACCCAGUUUGCCCCUGGUCAGUGGGCCGGGAUCGUCUUGGACGAGCCCAUCGGCAAGAACGACGGCUCGGUGGCGGGUGUGCGCUACUUCCAGUGCGAGCCGCUGAAGGGCAUCUUCAUCCGGCCGUCCAAGCUGAGCAGGAGCUGGCAGGCCGACGAUGAGACCAACGGCCUGCAGCCAGCGCCUGCUGCCCAGGCCACACCGCCCCUGUCGGCCGCCCCGGCCCCUGCGGCCGCCCCGAAGGCACCCCAGCCCUCCGCGAAGGAGGCACCGGCCACCCCUCACAUCAGCAACCUGACCAGGACGGCCAGCGAGUCCAUCUCCAACCUCUCGGAGGCUGGCUCCCUCAAGAACGGGGAGCAGGAGCUGAAGCUCGGGGACCGGGUGCUGGUGGGAGGCGUGGAGGCCGGUGUGGUGCGCUUCCUCGGGGAGACGAACUUCGCCAAGGGGGAUUGGUGCGGCGUGGAGCUGGACAAGCCGCUGGGCAAGAACGAUGGCGCCGUGGCCGGAACGAGGUACUUCCAGUGUCAGCCCAAGUACGGCUUGUUUGCUCCCAUUCACAAAGUCACCAAGAUCGGCUUCCCCUCCACGACGCCGGCCAAGGCCAAGGCGGCCCCCGCGAGGCGUGUGAUGGCCACCACCCCCGCCAGCCUGAAGCGCCGCCCGUCGGCCUCCUCGCUCAGCUCCGUGAGCUCCGUGGCCUCAUCCGUGAGCAGCAGGCCCAGCCACACGGGACUAUUGCCAGAAACCUCCUCUCGCUAUGCCUGCAAGAUCUCCAGCACAACCGCCCUCCAGGAGGUGCUGAAGGAGAAGCAGCAGCACAUUGAGCAGCUGCUGGCCGAGCGAGACCUGGAGCGGGUGGAGGUGGCCAAGGCCACGAGCCAUGUGGGGGAGAUAGAGCAGGAGCUGGCCCUGGGGGACGGGCACGACCAGCACGUCCUGGAGCUGGAGGCCAAGAUGGACGAGCUGCGGGCCAUGCUGGAAGCGACCGACUGGGAGAAGGUGGAGCUGCUGAACCAGCUGGAGGAGGAGAAGAGGAAAGUGGAGGACCUCCAGUUCCGAGUCGAAGAGGAGUCCAUCACCAAAGGCGACCUGCAGAAGGAGGUGAAGGCCCUGCAGGCGGCCUCCGAGAAGCUCGCCAAGGAGAACGAGGGGCUGAGAACUAAGCUGGACCAUGCCAACGAGGAAAACACGGACGUGAUCGCCCCGUGGAAGUCCAAGCUGGAGACGGCCAUCGCCCCGCACCAACAGGCCAUGGGCGAGCCGAAGGCGUCCGUGAGCCGGGGCGUGGGCGCCGAGGCGGCCGAGCUGGCCGAGCUCAAGAUGCAGAUGGAGAGGCUGCAGUUCGAGUACCAGCAGGAGGUAGAGAACUCGAAGGCCCAGCAGGUGGCUGAGCGUGCAGCGCACGCCUUUGAGCUGCAGACGCUCAGGUCGCGGCUGGUCAGGACAGCCCAGGAGCAGAAGAACAGCCUGGAGGCCGCGCGGGCCAAGCUCGACCAGACCGAGGACCAGCACCUGGUGGAGAUGGAGGACGCCCUGAACAAGCUGCAGGAGGCGGAGACGAAGGUAACGCACCUGGAGGGGUUGCGGGCCAUGUGUAGGCAGCAAGCCCAGGCCCUGGCCGACGCCACGGCGCAGCUGGAGGCCACCCAGCAGAAGCUCUUGCAGCUCGAUGGGCUCCGAAAGGCCAGUUGAGGUCAAUUGGGAAUGGAGAAGCUCAGGCAGCAGCUCCAGGUGGCUGAGCAGCAGAUUCAGGAGUUAGAGAAUGCAAAGCGGGCCUCAUUAACUUACCUAAUAACAUCAGAGGAAAUUGAGCUGAUGUCGGAGGAUCGCAGGGCCCUGAGGUCAGAGAAUCAAUUGCUGGCGAAGGAGAAGCUCUCUCUGAAGUCAGAGAGAGAGUCAUUGCUAUUGAAGUUGAAGGAAGCGGAGGCCAAAAACUCUUCGCUGCGGGAAGAGCAGAGGAAGCUCUGGCUGUUGAACCAAGCGAUUCUUUUCGAUAAAGAGAAGGUCAUCGAGGCCAGGCGGGCCGCAGAGAAGCUCUGGCAGGAGGAGCGGCUCGGCCAAGAAGCCCUCGAGGCAGAGAAAGAGAAAGUGCUGGAAGAAGCCAGGGCGGUGCAGGAGGAGCUCCAGAGGGUGGGCGCGGAGAACGACGCCCUGCAGGUCGCCAAGGUGGGGCUGCAGGCCCUGGUGGAGGAGCUGCAGAUGAGCAAGAGCAGCCUGGUGGCUGAGUGUAAGAAGGGCCUGGAGGAGAGGGGCCAGCUGGAGGAGCAUGUCAAGAAGCUGGUUCUGGAGAACCUAUCCCUGGCCAAGGACAAGGACAACAUCAUCCAGAAGCUGCAGUGCUCCUAUCAUGAGCUGGCUUGGGAUCAGAAGUCGCUGGCGCAAGAGAUCGAGGAGCUCACGGCCGAGAAAGAGUCGGCCCUCGAGAAGCAGUUGGAGCUCGACAGCCUGUGCGUGGCCCUGAAGCUGGAGCGUGACGGCCUGGCUCAGAGGAACAAGGAGCUGCAGCUCGAGAAGGACCUGCUGCGCCAGGAGCAGGAGAAGCUGGGCGCCAGCCUGGAGGCGGCGCUGCAGGCCAAGGAGCUGCUGGGCACCGAGGCCAGCUGCCUGCGCACGCAGCUGGACGAGGCCACCAAGACCGUGCACAAGGCCGAGCUGGAGGCGCUGCAGCAGGAGCUCCAGGGGCUGGCGGAGGCCAGGGACGCAGCCCGCAGCCUGGAGAAGACACACGCCAGCGUGCUGCAGGCCAAGGAGGCGCUUGACGCCGAGCGGCAGGAGGAGUGCCGGCGGCUGGCGGAGGACAGGCUCGCGGCACAGCAGGCCCUGGCGCAGGAGCGGGAGGCCCGCGCCAAGGAGACCCAGGCGGCCGCCCACGAGGCCAGCCAGCUGCGAGGCCGCCUGGGGCUGCUGGAGCAGGAGGCGGAGGAGCUGCGGGCGCGUGCCCAGGGGCUGCAGGCCGAGCACCUGGACCUGCUGGAGGAGAAGGCGCGGUCAGAAGAGAAGGUGGCCGAGAUCCUGCGGGAGAAGGAGCAGCUGGCCGGCAGUUACUUCCUCCUCCAGAAGGAGGUCAGUCGGCUGGCCCAGACCAGCAGCCACGUCUCGGCCAACCUCCUGGAGGCCCAGAAGGAGAACCGCAUACUGAGGAAGGACAAGAUCAGGCUCACCUUCAAGAUCAGAGAGCUCAAGACGCUGCACUCUUUUACGGCUGUGCAGACAGCGGAAGAUGCCAGGCAUUUUAUGCAGCAACUGUCCCAGGAGAAGACAGAGACCCUGGCCUCCCUGGAGGACACCAGGAACACCAAUGCAAACUUGCAGAAUGAGAUCGAUUUCCUGAAUUCCGUGAUCGUGGACCUCCAAAGAAAGAAUCAGGACCUCAAGAUGAAAGUGGAGAUGAUAUCCGAGGUGGCUCUCGACGGGAACGGGGACGACUCAACAAUUACGACGACAACUUCGGCCCGGCCACCCCAUUCUCUGCACUGUGCAGCAAUCACCAGCACUUGAAGGAUGACAUAACCAGCUAUUUGUGAAACACCGAGAAUAACCAUUUUACUGUCUUUACAAGGUUUACAUUUUUCACUGUGGUUUUAGAUGAAUGUAUGAUGAGAAAUUCAACAUUACUAAUUUUGGAUUUUCUUACCACAAAAAGAUUGAAUGAAGGACCUCAACCAUCAGAAGUUUAUCAUCCAGUUUCAAUCUAUUUUUCUUUAUUUGAAUGUUUUCUAGUUCUGUCAAAAGUGAUAAUGUACCAUCCAGGCUACAUGUAUAAUAAGAACUUCUAUAAUUAUAUGUAUGAUUUUGAUGUAUUUUCCUCUGGAGAUUAUCAGCUGUCUGACAAGUGAAAGAUCUGGAUCCAUUGAAAUUUUUAGUAAUGACCAUUAUUGAAAUUGUUUCACAAACUAUGUAAAGCAGUAUUAAAAUUUGAGCAAACAAGUGUUCU
Molecule: messenger RNA, 4174 nt
Organism: Sorex fumeus (smoky shrew)
Lineage: Eukaryota; Metazoa; Chordata; Mammalia; Eulipotyphla; Soricidae
Product: CAP-Gly domain-containing linker protein 1-like
Biological process (GO): positive regulation of microtubule polymerization; cytoplasmic microtubule organization
Cellular component (GO): microtubule plus-end; cytoplasm; nucleus
Molecular function (GO): microtubule plus-end binding
Source: RefSeq, a predicted model, not a curated record